This is a messenger RNA of Anisakis simplex (herring worm), 153 nucleotides long. NCBI's taxonomy places the organism in Eukaryota, Metazoa, Nematoda, Chromadorea, Rhabditida, Anisakidae. The record is from the annotation of a GenBank genome assembly.
AUGGAAUGUCUGUGGAAUGCGUUGACGCUGACUUCGACCGAAGUUGGGACACGAAGAUCGAUGGUCGGUGGUCAGAUGGCGUUUGGUGGUCAUGGUGUUGACAACAACAGUCACAAUAAGAUGAAAUCAAGGUGCGUGACAUCUGAUGGAUGA